This is a messenger RNA of Vigna radiata var. radiata (mung bean), 1327 nucleotides long. RefSeq names its product NADPH-dependent aldo-keto reductase, chloroplastic. The coding region runs from base 88 to 1029 and encodes 313 amino acids. Gene Ontology annotation, cellular component: cytosol. The transcript has 7 exons. NCBI's taxonomy places the organism in Eukaryota, Viridiplantae, Streptophyta, Magnoliopsida, Fabales, Fabaceae. The record is from RefSeq and is a predicted model, not a curated record. Gene Ontology annotation, molecular function: aldose reductase (NADPH) activity.
CGAACUCAGACAAUAGUCAAACCACCCAAAACCAGUGUUUUGAUCCUUUUCUACCUAACUGUGCUUCCUUUCAUCAUUGAGAAAAAAAUGGCUAAGUUAAUCCAAUUCUUUGAGUUGAACACAGGGGCCAAGAUUCCUUCCGUUGGGUUAGGCACAUGGCAAGCUGAACCAGGAGUUGUAGCAAAAGCUGUCACCACAGCCAUUCAGGUUGGAUACAGGCACAUUGACUGUGCUCAAGCUUAUAACAAUCAAGCAGAGAUUGGUUCUGCGCUUAAGAAGAUUUUUGAUGAUGGUGUACUGAAGCGUGAGGACAUAUGGAUAACUUCCAAACUCUGGUGUAAUGAUCAUGCUCCAGAAGAUGUGCCAAAAGCAUUGGAUAAAACAUUACAUGAUUUGCAACUUGACUACGUUGAUCUCUAUCUGAUUCACUGGCCAGUCCGCACGAAAAGAGGAUCAGUUGGAUUCAAGAAAGAAUAUCUGGAUCAUCCAGACAUUCCCAGCACAUGGAGAGCAAUGGAGGCACUCUAUGAUUCUGGCAAGGCUAGAGCCAUAGGAGUGAGCAAUUUCUCUUCAAAGAAGCUUCAAGAUUUGUUGGAUAUAGCAAGAGUGCCUCCUGCUGUUAACCAAGUGGAAUUGCACCCAGGAUGGCAGCAGCCAAAGUUGCAUGCAUUUUGUGAAUCCAAAGGAAUACAUAUAUCUGGAUACUCUCCACUAGGCUCACCAGGGAAUCUGAAAAGUGACAUUCUUAAGAAUCCUGUUGUGGUAGAGAUUGCAGAGAAACUUGGGAAGACACCAGCUCAAGUGGCCCUUCGGUGGGGAUUGCAAUCAGGUCAAAGUGUGCUGCCAAAGAGUACUACUGAAUCCAGGAUCAAGGAAAACUUUGAUGUCUUUGACUGGUCUAUUCCAGAAGAGCUAAUGGCCAAGUUCUCUGAAAUUAAGCAGGAUAGGCUAAUUAAGGGCACAUUUUUUGUUGAUGAUACCUAUGGUGCCUAUAAGACCGUUGAAGAGCUCUGGGAUGGUGAAGUUUGAGAAAUGUCCAUCAUUAAGAUGUUGACAAUUAAACUGUUCCUCAAGCAGAUUGGUUCUUCCUUUUUACUUGUUAACAUCCUAAAGCCACCAGUUAUAGUGAUUUAAGCGUGUUUGUGAUAUUUAGAAGUGUUAUUGUUCUUAAGAACACAUGAUAAGUAGCCAAGUCUUAUUUUUCAUUUAUGAUUAUUGUAUCUUUUAUUUGAUGCAAGAAAGCUUAGUGCUGGGAAUUUGACUAGUGGCCGAAUGAAUUUCUAUGUUCAAUGUCAAUACGUUGUGCUUAUAAUCGUAUUAUGGUUUA